Symbiodinium natans is the source of this 516-nucleotide messenger RNA. Lineage: Eukaryota; Dinophyceae; Suessiales; Symbiodiniaceae. The record is from the annotation of a GenBank genome assembly.
AUGGGUGACUCGAGCGAAUCGUGCACUGAAACCCAUGCAGCAGCAGGGCUGGCUAACAUUGCAGUCAUCGUUGAGAACCCGAGUGAUUGGAACAAUUUGGACAGAAUUCGUAGAGCAUGUGCCGUCUUCCGCAACACAGACGUUCGCCUAAUACAAGAUACAACCAAGCCCCAGGAUCCUCGAUGCCGAAAGUGCCUGGUUCUGGGUGAUCGAGCAGAUCUUGGCGAUUGCCGAAUGUUGCAGAGCACGUCAGCUUGCUUGCAGGAGCUAGCUUCUCAAGGCUACCUGUCGAUGGCAACAGCACUCGAUGAGUCCAGCGUGAAUCUCUAUGACCUCGAUUUCACAGCAAAAGGGAAGAUUGCCAUAUGGUUUGGCCAGGAGAAGUAUGGCCUCACCGACGAGGCUCUCAAUGCGGCCGCAACGAAGAUCUUCAUCCCGAUGUCUGGCAUGGUGCAAAGCCUCAACGUGGCAGCGUCCGUCACGAUCAUACUCUCUGAAGUGCCUGGUCUGGUGUGA